UGUGACAGACACACACAAACAGUCCGUCACUACACUUGACGACCGUAGAGAAGUGCGCCAUUUUGGCUCAAACAAAGUCAGAUAUAUUUUAUCUCUGAUGAGGCGAUAUUAGUUAUUUUCGUGAUUUCUUUCAUUUAAAAAUCUAUAGGGUAUGACUGCGGUUUCCACGAGUUAAAAUCUGAUGUCAGUGUAACAUUUUCUCGUUUUUGGAAGGUGUACGUAGUUAGUAAUGAUUAAAAGUCUCAGCUGAGCUGUACUGUAAGCCAAGCUAACUUAUCAUUGAGCUUUGCUGUUGCUGUUGGUUGUGACUGUGUGCGAUGGGUGGCUGCUCCGCUCCAAACUGUUCCAACUCAACCAGCAUAGGCAAGCAGCUGUUUCGCUUCCCCAAAGACCCUGUGCGGAAGAAGAAAUGGGUGGUGAACUGUCGACGGGACUUUGAACCAACUCCACACUCCAGACUCUGUCAAGACCAUUUUGAGCAGAGCCAGUUUGAGGAAAUAGCCAGGUCUCCAGCUGGGGGAAAGAAGCUGAAGCCCAAUGCUAUCCCCACUCUGUUCAGUGUUGGAGACCCUCCCUACCCUGCAGUCACUGCUCCCUACAUCCUCCACCCUCUGAAACCUGAACCAGUGGAGAAAGAGCUGAAUUUCGGUGACCACGGCUAUGCCAGACGCACCCCUUUGCCUGGCCUGGAGGAUGAAGAUGCAGACAGGACAUUUGAAGAUCAGCAGCCCUGUACACAGUGCCAGCUGCUUAAGAAACAGCUGGAGCAGGAGAUGCAGCACACUGCAAGGCUACAGAAAGAGGCUGAAGAGAUGAAGAAGCGUCUUUAUCGACUUGACCGGAUUGAAAAGGGUCUCCAGAACUUUCUGUACGAGGACCAGGUCCGAGCCCUGUCCCUCACCAAGCGCUCCAGACGUGCUGUGUGGUCUCCGGAAACAAUCUUGAAAGCUCGGAAGAUCCGCUUUGCGGUUGGCACCAAGGGGUACGAGUACCUGAGAGAGAUCGGUUACCCGCUACCCUCCUAUAGGACUCUAUGUAACCGCUUGGAGACUAAGAUCAUGGUGACGACUGAUAUGAGCUGUGAGGAGCUGGCAGAGCUGGGCCUGGGGCUCAUGGCCACCUGCGACAGUCCCACAGAAGUUGGAGAUAAUGAUGAGGAAGAACUGAUGGGUGUUUUGUCCUCUUCUUAGCAGUUUGCAUGAAUUGCUAAAGACUGAAGAGAAUUUGCUGUGUUAAAUGUCUGCAGUAGUACAGGUUAGGCACGCUAUGCUUUUUAUCUCCUCUUUGAAAGACUUGAGGCGUGAGUUUGCUUAUGUGAUGUCAGCUGGUUUGCUUGCAAAUGCUUGCAACCUCUUCUAUUACAUGCCUGUGCUCAGCUGAUAAGAGAUGGUCAGGCAGCAGUUAGCCUACUUGUAGUGGUUCCUGCCCAACCUGCUGUUAUCCCAGGGUAUCAGAUCCUGAUGGUUUUUCAGGUCCCUGGUGUCACAGAGGUGUCGGUGCCUGAAAGAGUGAAAAUGUCAGCUUACCCUAGCUUGACUAGUUUGCAGGUUAACUGCUCAACAAAACACAGCUACCAUGGUAAGACAAUGGUAGGGGAAACACUGACGCUUAUUACCAGUAAAACAAGACUGUCAACGAGAAGACUGCAUUUCCUGCUUUGGGAGCUUUGUGUUUACUGCUGGGUUGGGUAUAGGGAAAGAUUGGGUUUAAAUAAAAUAAGCGCCUUCACAACAUUAAGGUUACACACUGAGACAUGACACUCAAGUAUAGCGUGCAUUAAAAGGCGUGUACCUGGUGAAGGGUUCCUAUGUCAUGAGUCUGGACUGAAACCGGUCUCACAGCAACUGAGAGCAACCAGCACCAGUGGCAAAGGACACUUUUAUGCCAGCAGCUCUGACAAAACAGCAGGAAACAAGCAUCGACUCCCAACCCAUGAAAAUGCUAACUCACUGUGAGCUUGAGCAUGUGUAAUGUGUAGCUUGUUACAAUACGGAUUGUAAUUGAGAGUUGUUUGGAGGAAUAAUUUGCACAAACCCUGGUAAGUUUGCUGCUUGUGUUUUAAGGUCAAAUGUCCCACAUCUGCACUUGGAUAAUAUUUUAUUGGCUCUGUUUACAUGUAUAAUAAAAGUUAGUAUUUGGGAUAUUUAACUUAAGUUUGCUGUGUUAUAUAAACAUAUCUGGUGUGUGUAAAGCACAGCUGGGAUCAAAGUGAAUACUUGGCAUGAUUCUAAACAUAAUGUGGGGUAUAUUGUUCAGUCAUACCUCUCCAGUUUAAACAGUAAUAAAACCACAUUUCGGUAGCUCAUUGUGGUCACAUUUGCACACCUGAGAUCCUC
Archocentrus centrarchus (flier cichlid) is the source of this 2336-nucleotide messenger RNA. Its product is annotated as THAP domain-containing protein 1 B-like. Bases 318 to 1190 code for a protein of 290 amino acids. Gene Ontology annotation, molecular function: DNA-binding transcription factor activity; RNA polymerase II cis-regulatory region sequence-specific DNA binding. The record is from RefSeq and is a predicted model, not a curated record. The transcript is spliced from 4 exons. Gene Ontology annotation, biological process: regulation of transcription by RNA polymerase II. Gene Ontology annotation, cellular component: nucleus. NCBI's taxonomy places the organism in Eukaryota, Metazoa, Chordata, Actinopteri, Cichliformes, Cichlidae.